Molecule: messenger RNA, 951 nt
Organism: Penicillium expansum
Lineage: Eukaryota; Fungi; Ascomycota; Eurotiomycetes; Eurotiales; Aspergillaceae
Product: LysM peptidoglycan-binding domain-containing protein
Exons: 3
Coding region: 1-951 (316 amino acids)
Molecular function (GO): chitin binding
Source: RefSeq, a predicted model, not a curated record
AUGGGUCUCUUCCGAAUCGACUUUCUCGCUCUAUGGCUUCUCUUACUCCGUCUCGCGACAGCUGCCGCCCCAGUUCCAACCAAAGACGGCUUUUGUUUCAAAUACAUCAUCCAAGGUUAUGAUACGUGUGCAUUGAUUGCCAAAGCACACGGUAUCACCGAGGCCGACAUCGAAAGCUUCAAUAAGAACACCUGGGCAUGGCUCGGAUGCGGACGGCUAUACCAGGGUGACUUUAUCUGUCUCAGCACAGGGAAACCUCCAAUGCCAAUGGCCCUUCCCCAAGCUACCUGCGGUCCGCAAGUACCUGGAACAACUCGUCCGGCCAACUGGGCCAACCUCGCCGGAAUGAACCCAUGUGCUGAGUCUAAAUGUUGUGCUUUCUGGGGCCAAUGUGGUGUCACCGAUAUAUAUUGCCAAAAUUGCCGCGCACCUCCUGCCGGUCCUACAGCCACCGUGAAAGGAGCCACAGAGGCUCCGAAAUCCCAAACUUCUAGCAAUACAAAGGCAGGAGGAGCCAAUCAGUCUGUCAACACCGCUGCCGGCUCAAAACCUACCUCCAACCCCAACUCCAAGUCCAAUACUACCACCGUUAAGGCCACGAAAAUCACAACAAUAACCAAAUCUUCUACUACAACAAAAGCAAAAGCAGCCCCUGAACCAAGUGUAUCUCAAUCCCCUUGGACAGCACCUUGGGAGAUCACACUAUACAGUAAAAUGGGUUGCGAGGGGGACUACUACCACCUCGAGGGGUAUAACAAAGAAUUCCUCGACAACAAGGGCUGUUUAAACCUCCACGGUGGCCUCAAUAGCAAGUUCACCGAGACGGGCGUUACCUGCAAAUGGUGGACCGAUGAUGGCUUCACGUGGAGUAGUUGUGAUUCGAGCAAGCUUAUGAAACCUCAGUCUUGGAUCCUCAAGAAUGGGUAUUGCUCUGCCUUCAUGUUCGAUUAA